Eruca vesicaria subsp. sativa (arugula) is the source of this 219-nucleotide messenger RNA. Lineage: Eukaryota; Viridiplantae; Streptophyta; Magnoliopsida; Brassicales; Brassicaceae. The record is from the annotation of a GenBank genome assembly.
AUGGCUCCUAGACCGAGACCGAUUAGACCACCUCCUUCGUAUAGUGAGAUGUUUGGUACUGAUGGUAUCGGGAUAUCUUCUUCCGGACCGUCAUCUUCUGAGCGUGUGUCGGAUUCUCAGGCAUAUUAUCCCGGCCAUGAUAUACCAUAUCAUGAGAUGCCUCCACCUUCCGGUCCUACUCGACAUCCCGAUCUGAGUCAAAUAUUGAAAGACUUUUAG